This is a messenger RNA of Cetraspora pellucida, 218 nucleotides long. NCBI's taxonomy places the organism in Eukaryota, Fungi, Glomeromycota, Glomeromycetes, Diversisporales, Gigasporaceae. The record is from the annotation of a GenBank genome assembly.
AUGUCAUCAAACAAACAAAAAUUUAACAUACCUACAUUACCAUAUACAUUUGAAAGAGAAGAAUCACCAAGCCCUUCAACAUCUACUUAUAUUUCUGAAUCAAAUACACCAACUGAAACAUAUGCAGGAGGACGAGUCUUAUCUUCAUCAAGAGGUGAACCAAUAAAACUUAAAGCUCAUCUUGCAUUACAGUGUCCUAAUAUUGAAGAACAUAUUAG